AUGCUGUGUGAGAUCUGCCUCAAUAUCUUCCGAGGCUCGUGCCCAGUGGAAUACACUCAGCACCAUGAUUCUAUUGAGAGCUUGCAACGAUCCGCUCUCGAGGAUUGUGAGAUCUGUCGCACUUUAUGGAACGACCCCUUCUGUUACUCGUCGCAACCGAGCUCAGAGCAUGUUCAAAUAUCGACGGAAACUAUAGUGAAAGAAUUUCACGACGGUACAGGCACUAGGCAAGUGCAUGUUGAAGCCAACUCGCACGAAUACACACGUGAAUUCGUUUUCAUCUGUGAGCUUGCGGGUGAAGAUCAUAAGAAUUCUGAUGCACAUAAGCCACCUGCAUCAGACUGGGCUGCCAGUAUGGCGUGCGCGAGAACAUGGUUAGCCAAAUGUACGGAAACUCACACAGAUUGUCAAGCAUCUGGCUUCAAGUCCAUGACAUACUGCCCGACGCGUCUUCUCGAGAUUGACCAGCCAGAGGCUAACAAAUUGCGGUUGCGGCUGUGUUCUGAGCUAGAUGAUGCUCCUCCGCAAUAUGUAACACUCAGCCAUUGUUGGGGAACCUCGAAGACUCUGAGGUUAACGUCACAUUCGUACCAACGCUUCAGAGAUGGUGUGAAUGUUUCUGAACUGGCGAAGACAUUUCAGGACGCUGUAUUUGCCGCGAAGUCACUUGGCAUCAAGUUGCUGUGGAUAGACUCAUUUUGUAUCUUCCAGGACUCCAAGGAAGACUGGCAGCACGAGGCAGCACUCAUGAGCCAAGUUUACCGUCAUAGCUUCCUCAACAUUGCAGCCAGUAUAGCGGUCGAUAGCGAUGCCGGUUGCUUUCGUGAAAGAGUUUCUACUGCUGAGCGCUCCCUCGUCCAAACUACAUGGACCGAUUACCCCAACGGCACUUAUUACCUUUACUAUGAUCACUACUGGGUAGACAACUUCGCGUCUAUGCCCCUGAAAAAGCGUGCAUGGGUUGUUCAGGAACUCGCUUUGGCUCCUAGGGUGCUUCAUCUCUGUGGUAGUCAGUUGUUUUGGGAGUGUCAUGGCUUGGAUGCCUGUGAAACCUGGCCUAUUGGACCACCACCAAACAUGUGGGUGGACCACGGAAAAUUGAGAUCGCGUUCUGCCUCCAUCGAAGUCUUUGGCUUCCACCGGACUGGCUAUAAUGAGAGUGUGCAUAUCUCUACACAUGAAAAUGAUAGGUUCAACACGGAUACGUUCCGAGAGCUAUGGAAACACAUCGUGAGCGAUUACAACAUGUGCGACUUGACAUUUCCGAGCGACAAGCUAGUUGCUCUAUCAGGUAUUGCAAAGCACAUGGAGCAGCUCCUUAAGAUUGACUACUGGGCAGGACUCUGGGCUUUUGACCUCAUUCCAGAGUUGAUUUGGACCAUUCGCGAACCAUCCAUACCCAAACCAGAAGCAGACACUAUAGUUUAUCGUGCACCUUCGUGGUCAUGGGCAUGUAUGGACGGGGAAGUAGAUUGGAUUGCGUGGAGGGGGCAGUUCUUAGUCGACAUCGUCUGUUGCGACAUCAGAACCGCGACAGCGGAUCGGACAGGUGCGGUCAUUAGCGCUGCUUUGCAACUAUCCGGUUGGUUGGCAACUAUUGAGAUUCGCCUAAACUCCAAGAGAUGGGAUAUUUAUCUGAAUGGAAGGUGGACCAGCUGGGGUGGUGCGAAUAUUCAUCUUGAUCGUCCUCUCGCGUCGUCCCACCUACACUGUCUACCCCUCGAAGAUCAUGGGCUAUUAAAUAUUCUACUCCUCACCCCUACUGGAGUCGCACGUGGUCAGUUCCAAAGGGUGGGAAUCGCUAUGGUAGGCAUUGAAGCAUUCGGGCUAGAGGAUUGUGAUCAGCUGGCACACGUCACGAACGAAUCAUGGCUAGAAUACCAGUCAAUAAGUGAUGACGGUAAAUGCACGAUCACAAUAGUAUGA
Alternaria postmessia is the source of this 1926-nucleotide messenger RNA. RefSeq lists its product as uncharacterized. Lineage: Eukaryota; Fungi; Ascomycota; Dothideomycetes; Pleosporales; Pleosporaceae. Bases 1 to 1926 code for a protein of 641 amino acids. The record is from RefSeq and is a predicted model, not a curated record. The transcript is spliced from 2 exons.